This is a messenger RNA of Penicillium bovifimosum, 1047 nucleotides long. RefSeq names its product SET domain-containing protein. Gene Ontology annotation, molecular function: protein binding. Bases 1 to 1047 code for a protein of 348 amino acids. The record is from RefSeq and is a predicted model, not a curated record. The transcript has 2 exons. NCBI's taxonomy places the organism in Eukaryota, Fungi, Ascomycota, Eurotiomycetes, Eurotiales, Aspergillaceae.
AUGUCCCAACUCGUAUACAUCACCACCGAACCCACCCAGACGCACCUAGAAACCAAAACCAACCCAAUCUGGAUCCACCCACACCUAAUCGAAAGCACCGACCCGAUCAAAGGCCGCCAAUUCCGCGUCUCAGCACCGAUUCCCAAGAACACCGUUCUCCUAGUCGACCGCCCAUACAGCAUAAUCCCCGUCGUCGACAACCCAACCGACAACGACGACCUCAUCUGCAGCAAUCCUGCCUGCAACAGGCGCGCACCGCGCAACACCCGGAAAACAUGUCCGAAUACCUGUCUGGGAGAUGUGGCGUGGUGUGGGAGUGUCUGUCGGGGGAAGGAUAGUCUGCGCCAUGGGUUUGAAUGUGGUUGGUUGAAGAGGUAUGCGGUGUCUAUAAGGAGCAAGUAUGGUGAGUAUGAUUUUGGGAUGUUGUGGAUUAUUGUGAGGUUGCUUGCUUCGAGGCAUUGUCAGCGUUUGGACUUGGAUUCAGGCUUGGAAUUGGACCCAGGCUUGAAGUGCAAUGGCUGGAGGGGAAUUGAGUCGCUGUGCGGGUCACAGGAGACUUGGCCUUGUGAUAUGGUCAAGUCUUGGACGGGGUUUGUGAAGAGGUAUUUACUGGAUGGGCCACUGUUGCCGCAUGGGAUGAGUGCGGAGCAGGUUUUGCAUGUUAUCUGUCAAGAAGAGGCGAAUUCUUUUGGUCUUUAUCCUCGGGAGACGGGGCGAUUCCCUGUUCCAUGGCCGGUUGUUGGUCGUGGGGUGCAGUAUGCUGGUGCUGUUUAUCCUACGGCGUCGAUGGCGAAUCAUUCUUGUUGGCCGAAUGUUGUUCAUAAAGCUGAUGAAAAUGGACAUAUGGUCUUCACUGCUUGUCGUGAUAUAUUCCCCGGCGAGGAGUGCUGCAUUUCGUAUUUUGAUCUGGCAGAGUAUACGGAUUUGACUUCUCGUCGUGAGCGUCUGAGGGAAUUGUUUCGGUUUGUUUGUCGGUGUGAGCGAUGUGUUGAUGAAGAGCCGGAGGAGGUAUCAGAAUGGAUUGACAUGGGUGGAUUUAUGAGUUAG